Molecule: messenger RNA, 1975 nt
Organism: Lingula anatina
Lineage: Eukaryota; Metazoa; Brachiopoda; Lingulata; Lingulida; Lingulidae
Source: RefSeq, a predicted model, not a curated record
UGGCCCCCUAGCAACACGUGACGCUACUAGUUCCCCUCUUUCAGCAUGUGCAUUUGCCGUUGUAAUUGAUCCUUACAUCCUCGCAACGCGACAGUCGGCACAUACAGGGAGUAGCGAGUGGAUGGGACGUUGAGUUGGCAGAUAAGCCAAGCUGAAUACCAUCCCCAGUGUCACAGCAUCGGAUGCUCUCUUAGUUCUGAGAACAGUUGUAUACUAAUCCACAGAAAAUGAGGGAGCUCUCUGCAAGAUUUCCACCCGUAUUUGCCUCGGGAAAAUCAACAGCGGGUAACAGAGGAGACCAGUAUGGCAGACCCCACAGGUCUUACAGACCCACACAUGCUUACGGGUCCUCUCCAGUUCGCCUAUUCCAGUUACCAAACAAACGUGCCCCUGUAUCGAAAUUACCGACCAAGGCAGUGGAGGACAUGGCGGCAUCUCGCUCCAAAAGUGCGAUGUUGUCUCGAAGAGAGAAAAUAGCGACUCCGAAGCGAGAUGUACAGUCCGCUUGCGAGGUCAGACAGACUCCGGCGCCUGCAGAGGUGAUGCCCAGUGUUCACACUCCCUCGUCAUACAGUCCAGAAGGAUAUCGCCACAACGACAGAACAUCCUCACCGAGUCCGGAGGAAUUUGAACAGAGAUAUCAAGAAUCGCUGAGAAUUCAUGGUUGGCGGGCUGAAGUGCAUGGAAGUCCUUUAAAACCAGUCUAUAAGGGACCUAAAAUUUCAACAGAGGUGAAAUCACUUAUUGCCAGAAAACCGCCACCAUUCCAGUUCCAUUUCCGGAACGACAACACUUACUUCUACCAUACGAUACCACCCAAACUGAACAGCUAUGUUAUUCACCCAAACUUCUUCUCGGAAAGGAUUGCCGAAAGGCAGAUUGCCCAUUACAAAAAGCCAAUAGAAUACGUCUGGGCGUGACGGCUGACACAGGACUUUUUAUUUAUAUAACAGUAGAGUGAGACAUGAUCUUCAUUUCUGCGCUGACUUGGUUGAAUCAGCGCGUUACUUGGCGUCGUGGCAGAAAUGAGGAUAAAAAAAUCUCACAUUAGACCCAGGUAGUCAAUAGCUGGUUAGCAAAUAAACAUUGACCCUGGCUUCGUUGUUGCUCCCGUAUGGUCUUAUUACUGGUAGACCUGCUGGGUUUUGGAUUCAAGGGCAAUUAUAUCAUCUGUCCAAAUAAGCUUGUAACCGCUAUGUCCCGAAAGCUACAUACUUACAUGUGAAGAAAUUCUAAGAAUUAAGCGACAGCAAUUUAUCAAUUGAAAAAGCUAGCAUGUUGAGAGCAAAGGAUGAUGGGUAUUUAAGUGAACACCGAAAAAAAAAACAGGUGUGUUUAUGUCUCUUGUAACCAUGUAGAUGAAUGUGUAAUGCUUGAAACUAACUUGGAGUUGAUGCGGGUCUUCAACCAGAUUAAUAUUCUUUUGAUUGUAACCUCCAAGUGCCACUGACAAUCAUCACAAUGAUAUGGAGUCAUAUAUACAUUUAAAUGUCAAUAUCGUGUUUUUUCUAGUUUUUCUAUUAAUCAACAUUAUUUGGAAGAGUUAUAGAUAGCAACUUUUUUCGACAAUCAAAAAAAAAUUUCAGGAAUUUAUACAUAUUAUUCUGAACAGUUCAGACUGAUUAUUCCAGCGCCUUGUGUACUGAUAAAUAAUAUUACUUGACUCAGAUAUAACACAGCUGCUAAAAAUAUACCAUCGACAAUCAGUUAUAAGUUGUGGAGUGAUUUACAAAUCAAGUCAUAGAGCAGUACUGUACAUCCUUUUUAUUGCUCAAGUUUUUAUACUGAAAAUUAAGACAUUAAAGUCACAAUCAAAUAAACCUCGUGUACAAACUUUCACUAUAUUCUUUGUUUUCAAUUUCAUAUAUACAGAAUCCAAAAUAUGCUGCCAUCAGCAAAAACAAAUAAUGAUUUAUGGGUUUCGUAUCUCCUUAUCGCGAUUAUUCACUACACGCAAAUACUUAAUGCCUUAUAC